Lates calcarifer (barramundi perch) is the source of this 2962-nucleotide messenger RNA. RefSeq names its product SWI/SNF related, matrix associated, actin dependent regulator of chromatin, subfamily d, member 1 (gene smarcd1). Bases 48 to 1595 code for a protein of 515 amino acids. NCBI's taxonomy places the organism in Eukaryota, Metazoa, Chordata, Actinopteri, Centropomidae. The record is from RefSeq and is a predicted model, not a curated record. Gene Ontology annotation, biological process: regulation of transcription by RNA polymerase II. Gene Ontology annotation, cellular component: nucleus; SWI/SNF complex. The transcript is spliced from 13 exons.
CUCGCGGUAGCUCCGUGCUUCCACCGGCGGCGACAUUCAGAGAGGAGAUGGCGGCUAGAGGGGGGUUUCAGACGGCACCGACGGGUGGUGGUGGCGGAGCAAUGGGACCUGGACCGCCGGUACCGGGCGCAGGACCGGGCAUGGGUCCCGGAACUCCCUCUGGAAGAAUGGGACCGUCGUCGGCCGCGCAGAACCACAUGUACCGCUCUCCGAUGCCCGGGCCUGGGUACCCGAGACCGGGCAUGCCUCCAUCCAGCCGUAUGACCCCACAGGGACCGGCCAUGGGCCCCCCAGGAUACGGCAGCAGCCCUGUGUCUCGUCCCGGGAUGCCUGGUGUGAUGGACCCGUCUCGUAAAAGGCCGGCCCCCCAACAGAUUCAGCAGGUUCAGCAGCAGCAGAACCGCAACCAGCACACAAAGAAGAAGAAGAUGGCUGAUAAAAUUCUACCUCAGAGGAUCAGGGAACUGGUUCCAGAGUCUCAGGCUUACAUGGAUCUGCUGGCUUUUGAGAGGAAGCUGGAUCAGACCAUCAUGCGUAAAAGGCUGGACAUUCAGGAGGCCCUGAAGAGGCCCAUUAAGCAAAAGAGAAAGCUUCGUAUCUUCAUAUCCAACACCUUCAACCCUGCAAAGCCAGAUGCUGAGGAUGGAGAAGGCACUGUUGCAUCAUGGGAGCUUCGUGUUGAGGGGCGUCUGCUGGAAGAUACGGCUGUGUCCAAGUAUGAAGCCACCAAACAGAAGAGGAAGUUCUCUUCUUUCUUCAAGUCCCUGGUGAUUGAGUUAGACAAGGACCUGUAUGGUCCAGAUAAUCACCUGGUGGAAUGGCACAGGACUGCCACCACCCAGGAGACUGAUGGUUUCCAGGUGAAGAGGCCAGGUGAUGUGGGUGUCCGCUGCACUGUCCUGCUCAUGCUCGACUACCAGCCCCCUCAGUUCAAGCUGGACCCCCGUCUGGCUCGUAUGCUGGGUAUCCACACCCAGACCAGACCUGUCAUCAUCCAGGCCCUGUGGCAGUACGUCAAGACCCACAAACUCCAAGACCCCCAUGAGCGCGAGUUCAUCAACUGUGACAAGUACCUGCAGCAGAUUUUUGAGACGCAGCGAAUGAAGUUCUCUGAGAUCCCACAGCGUCUGCACGCUCUCCUGAUGCCUCCGGAGCCCAUCAUCAUCAACCAUGUGAUCAGUGUGGACCCUAAUGACCAGAAGAAGACUGCGUGUUAUGACAUUGAUGUUGAAGUGGACGACACACUGAAGACCCAGAUGAACUCGUUCUUGCUCUCCACAGCCAGUCAGCAGGAGAUAGCAGGACUGGACAACAAGAUCCAUGAGACCAUUGAGACCAUUAACCAGCUGAAGACCCAGAGAGAGUUCAUGUUGAGUUUUGCCAGAGAUCCUCAGGGUUUUAUCAACGACUGGCUGCAGUCCCAGUGCAGAGACCUCAAGACCAUGACUGAUGUGGUAGGAAACCCAGAGGAAGAGCGGCGGGCUGAGUUUUACUACCAGCCCUGGGCUCAGGAAGCUGUCUGUCGAUACUUCUACUCCAAGGUCCAGCAGAGACGACAAGAGCUGGAGCAGGCGCUUGGCAUCAGGAACACCUAAAGACUUCAGUCCACAGGCUGCAGAUGAGAUGAUGACUAACGAGUGUGUGUGUGUGUGUGUGUGUGUGUGUGUGUGUGUGUGUGUGUGUGUGUGUGUGUGUGUGUGUGUGUGUGGACGAACAAACUGACUUCAGACAAACUUAGACUCAUAGAAACUAGAUGGUUUUACUGUUCUGUAGGAUGUUUUUUUUACUUGUCCCUGCAGCUCAACUGCUCACUGCAAUGUAGCUGCUGUUUCCAUGUUUCUGUAUGUUUUAGUUUUUCCCUCUGACCACAGCUCCUCAAGCACAGUGUGUUUCCUCUGCAUGUCUCCUCCUUACCAGAAGCAUUCCUUUUGAUUUUGAGACAUUGUGCCCACACAAAGAACAGACUGUACACCAGUGAGAAGCAGAGGGCAGAUUGUACCUGACAACUUAAAUGUACUUUGUCCCUGAACUAAAAAUAUCUUGAAUGUGUUGACUCUGUCACAGCUCUUUUUCCCUCUUUUUGGAAAGUAAAUUUACAUUUCACACUCCUAACCUGGCCCUCAGAUGCUGGCCCGUUCAGUUCGAUAUUGAUUGUGAUUGUGUUUGUAAUCAAUCAGGAGUUUAGUUCUGGCAGUUUGUGCCUCGGUCCGUUGUCAGUCACAGCAGGAUAUAAACUGCUGUGGUUAUUACUCAUUAGAGUGCCAUUUAGUCUGAAAUUUUUUCUUUUGUUAUUAUCAAUGAUCUUUGUUUUUAAAAUAUGUAUUAUAUCAGUACUUGUCUUGUUAGCUAGUACAGAUUAUCAAGGAAGUAGCUAGUCUGAGUACCUCUAGUCGAUAUAGUUUUGUAAAUACUGAGCAGAAAAAACUGAACAUGGAUGUGAAGUAAAGUUGUAUCUCUUCUCAGAUCUUUUUCUGAACUCUUUGUCUACGCUCAGAUAGUUGAAGCAGUACUUCUAUGAAUCGGCCCUCGCUCUCAGAGCUCUACGCUCUGCAGGGCAGAAAGCUCAGCAUUCAUGUCGCCUGCUUCAGUUUGUGUGUGUGUUCAUUCAUGUGCAGAGAAGCCAUAAACACUUGAACGAGCUCGGCCUCAGGUGUGAUGAGCAGAUGUUCGUACACUGGCUGAAGACCUGACACCUCCUGUGGUUUAAUGGUUGUUUCCCUGAUGAAGACAAGGGUCUUGGCUAAAACUCUGGUGUGUGUGCAUUUCAUUAACAAACCAACAAUACACUAAUGUGGGUUUGGACAGGUGUGUGAUGUGAAAUGAGUGGUGGGAACCUCUGGGGAGGAAAACACGACACUGGGGGGGAACUGCAGUGUUAUUUAAAUCUGCAGAUUUUUUCAUGGACCAAACCUAUUUUUCUGUAUGUUCUUAUUAUGUUAUAAUAAAGGAAAUGUAAAAUGUA